Molecule: messenger RNA, 1029 nt
Organism: Purpureocillium takamizusanense
Lineage: Eukaryota; Fungi; Ascomycota; Sordariomycetes; Hypocreales; Ophiocordycipitaceae
Exons: 1
Coding region: 97-801 (234 amino acids)
Molecular function (GO): phosphatidylcholine lysophospholipase A1 activity
Source: RefSeq, a predicted model, not a curated record
UUUCGUGGUCCAUGAAAGGAGCGCGGUUCUGAACUCGCAUGAGAAGCCAGCCUCUAACGCACCACCACCACCACCACCACCACCACAUGCAGAUGGAUGUAUAUGGAUGGAUGGCCCGGCCGUCAUUCCGCCAUGCAGAGACACCUCCCACCACCGCUGUUGCGGCUCAUGCCCCUCGGCGGCUCCAUCACGUACGGCCUCGGCUCCUCCCACGGCAACGGCUACCGCCAGGCGCUGCGCGACCUGCUCGUCGCCGACGGACACCCCGUGCAGAUGGUCGGGUCGCGCCGCGCCGGCACCAUGAGUGACAAUGCCAAUGAGGGCUGGCGAGGCUUCACCAUUACUCAGAUCGAGGCCAAGGCGCGGCGAUAUUGCAUCCCGCCGCUGCUGCCCAACCUCGUCACCCUCAACGCCGGAUCCAACGACUGCAUCCAGGACCUAGACCUGCGGUCCGCGAGCGGGCGCAUGGCCGACCUGCUCGCGUUCCUGUGGGCGGCGUCGCCGGGGUGCACGAUCCUACUCUCCACGCUGCUCGUCAGCUGCGACGAGGCGACGCAGGAGCGCGUGGUCCGCUUCAACGACGCCCUGCGCGAGCUGGCACGACGAGACGCGCUCCGGGACAAGAGGCUGGUGCUCGUCGACAUGCAAGGCCCGGAUGGCCCGCGGCGCGACCAACUGGUGGACGGGACGCAUCCCAACGACGACGGCUACGUCCGGAUGGCAAGGAUCUGGCACCGCGGAGUGGGCGUCGCCAUGGCCAAGGGGUUUCUACAGCCGCCGACAGAAGACGCGCCAUUAUGAAUCGAAAAAGCAGUGGGAUUAUUAUCAAUGUCAUGUGUCUAUCUAUGGCCGCUUCGUAAAGACAAGGGGGCAUUCGUCCUAGCAUAUGGUGGUUAGCGGGCGUUUAUGCAUAUUAUAUAGAUGCUUCUGCGCGGCGUUGCUCGUGUCACGCAGCCGCGUGCAACUUCAUCGUGGCUCCAAAAAAAAAACAGAAUAAAAAGAAGAGAGAGGGAGAGAAACACACCAUGG